AUGCCUAUCCACCAAGGACUUCUCCCACGCGAAGGCUUCUGCGCCGACGUGGUGGUGCGGUUGAUCCGACAAACAGCGUUGAAUCCAGCCCUGGUUCUCCCUCUCGUGCUGCUUGCUCGCCUCACCAAGAAGGGCCAGGACCUCUCGAUCCUUCACCCAAGCGCCGCGCAGAACCUCAAGACACUCUUGUACCUUGGGCUCGCGCGAUGGGCUAGUGGCUGGUUAUCUGAAAAGACGAGAAACAACUGGUCAGACGACAAAUAUGACUGGGAGCACGAGAUUGUGCUCGUGACGGGUGGCGCAGGAGGCAUUGGCGGCCGGGUCGUCAACUUGUUCUCCGAGAUGGGCGUUAAAGUGGUUGUACUUGAUGUUCAACCCAUGUCCUUUACCACUUCGGCCAACGUACACUACUAUCAAUGCGACCUUCGAGCACCCGAAAACGUGGAAGCCGUGGCCGAAAAGAUCAGAGCUGAAGUCGGACACCCGACUGUCGUUAUCAACGUCGCUGGAGUAGCAAGAGGAAAGACUAUCCUGGAAUCACAGCCAAGUGACAUCCGCUUCACUUUCGAUGUUAACGCCUUUGCGCCAUUUUGGACAGCAAAGACAUUUCUGCCUAACAUGGUCGAGAACAACCACGGAAUGAUCGUUACUCUAACCUCUUAUGCGAGCUGGCUGACGAUCCCUAACCUGGUCGACUACGGCGCCUCCAAAGCAGCUGCCCUGGCCUUUCACGAGGGCUUGACUGCUGAGUUGGCUACACGAUACAAUGCGCCGAAAGUCAGAACUGUCAUCGUACACCCAGGACCUACCAACACUGCCCUCUUCAAGGGCUACUAUCAGAAUACUGAUUUCCUGAUGCCGCCUCUGGCACCCGAGACAGUGGCCGAUGCUGUAGUCAAGCAGGUUCUCACUGGGCGCAGCGGUACUGUUAUCAUCCCGGGCACUGGAAGCAUACUCGCUGCUUUACGAAUGCAGCCAGAUUGGUAUGCAAUUCCUGUAAGGGCUAAAGCACAGUCGUACAUGAGGAACUUCAGUGGUCGCCAAGUUAUCGAGGAUGUGGAUGCUUCUUAUGAGAAAGAUGGCGGCGAGAAGGACGCUGCUGAUAAUGCAGGCGAGGGCACGGUUUUGGUCUCUGAUAGUUGA
Messenger RNA from Fusarium pseudograminearum CS3096, 1143 nucleotides. RefSeq lists its product as uncharacterized. The coding region runs from base 1 to 1143 and encodes 380 amino acids. The record is from RefSeq and is a predicted model, not a curated record. Lineage: Eukaryota; Fungi; Ascomycota; Sordariomycetes; Hypocreales; Nectriaceae. Gene Ontology annotation, molecular function: oxidoreductase activity, acting on the CH-OH group of donors, NAD or NADP as acceptor. The transcript has 2 exons.